Molecule: messenger RNA, 2065 nt
Organism: Misgurnus anguillicaudatus (oriental weatherfish)
Lineage: Eukaryota; Metazoa; Chordata; Actinopteri; Cypriniformes; Cobitidae
Gene: ptgir
Product: prostaglandin I2 receptor
Biological process (GO): negative regulation of smooth muscle cell proliferation; positive regulation of cytosolic calcium ion concentration; inflammatory response
Cellular component (GO): plasma membrane
Molecular function (GO): prostacyclin receptor activity
Source: RefSeq, a predicted model, not a curated record
CACACGCGGCUUAUUUAUCAGCCACAAGAGGGUUUACUCAUACUAGUCACCUUCACAUCGAGCUGAAACAGACAGUAUAUAGACUUUGUUACACCAAAGUAAGAAUUGAUUUAAACUUAACUAGUCUCCGUUAAUAUUGUGGAGUUGUUUAUUGCUGUGAAACUUGUGAAAGCAGUGGGCGGUGAGAACUGGACGGGCAAGUAACCCAACUAACAACUGUAUGUGAAUGUAAAGAGGGGAAGCUACAGAAGAAACAACAACCCGCGGAUAUGGCACAUCGAUUUCGCGUUUAAAUGUCGGGUUUGGACUGACAGACACGAUAAAUGUUCAUGGUUAAAAUGAAUGGAAGCGCGUGAUUAGACGCAGCGCGAGAUAUGGACAUAACAGAUUCUUUGCAUUCUCAACUAAGAAAACCUGCCAGUCUUGUACAAUAAACACAACUGCCUUUGCCAGAUCCCUGCCUUUGGGGUCGGGUUCAAAGGCAAAGCAGUCCGAGCAUGCUUUCAAACAAGUCCUGUGAGAACAUCACUCGGAUAGACGUGAAUGGCAACCCGGUGUUGAGCACGAUCAUGUUCAUCGCUGGUGUAGUUGGCAACCUGGUGGCCUUGGCCAUCCUGGGUGUCCACCAAAAAGAGCGUCGCACCAAGACCUCAGUCUUCUGCAUUCUCGUGACAGGCCUCGCUCUGACAGAUCUGUUGGGAACGUGUUUACUCAGCCCACCUGUUUUUGUUUGCUACGCUCAAAGCCUAUCCCUGGUGGGUCUUACGGGAAAUCGGUGGCUGUGUGAACUCUUCGCCUUUGCCAUGACCUUCUUCGGUCUCGCUUCGAUGCUGAUACUGUGCGCGAUGGCAGUCGAACGAUGCCUCGCUAUAAGUCACCCAUAUUUUUACUCCAAACACGUACGUCGAAGCUUCGCAAAGGUCGCCUUGUUCCUCAUAUAUCUCUUCACCUUUGUUUUCUGCUUGCUGCCUUUCUUCGGAUACGGACGACACAAGCAGUACUGUCCUGGAACGUGGUGUUUUAUCAAGAUGGAGGCGGAAGGCGAAGGCGAAGAUGAGGAGCGGAGGACUCUGGCUUUUUCGCUGUCCUAUUCCGUGCUGAUGGCGCUUUUAAUCGCUGUAGUUUUCUUGUGCAACGGUUCGGUUAUUGUUACCCUUUGCCGUAUGCACCGGAGUCAGUUGUCUCGACGGGGUUCGGUGUUGUCGGCCGGACGCAAGAGGAGAAUGAGCACCUGGUUUGGACAGGGAGAAGAAGAGAUGGACCAUCUGGUACUGCUUGCCUCCAUGACCUUCAUCUUCGUCAUUUGCUCCUUGCCUCUGACUAUUUGUGGUUUCUUGAAUGCCGUCAGUCCGGUGGGGAACGACCAGCAAAACCUCGCGGCUUUCCGCUUCCAUGCUAGUAACCCCAUCCUGGAUCCUUGGAUCUUCAUCAUCUUUCGUAAGACGGUCUUUAAACACCUCAGAUCCUUCUUCCGCUGUCGUUUUCCCAAAGAUGCAGUAAAGAGCACGGCUCAGAACGCCCUGUCUGUCCCGUUGGAAGUAGGAGACACCAGUAACAGCACCGCCAUACAGAGCAAGAUCUAUUGUACCCUCCCACAAUGAGAUCUUGAGGAUAUAAGGACAAAAUGACAUUGUGUGCUUAAAAAGUCAGGGGGGUUGGACUUUAUUUGGUUAAGCCUAAAAAGACAAUAUGAAUGUAUCAAACCAAGAAUGACAGCAUGUCGAAAAAUGGACAAAAAUUGGUCUGGCCGCAGUUUCAUUAAAUGGAAGCAAAAGACUUUGUAAAUAUGAACAUUUAUGCCUAAGCAGGUGAAAAAUCCCUAGAUGUGCAAGUGUGCUUGCUAAAAUAACUGAAACCAAAUGUAUAAAAACAACCAUUAAGCAAAUUUGAGGAUGUGGCACAUACCAAAAACCACAUGCAUACCCAAAACAGAAGUGUGUACAGAUGUUCACAAACAGUAGUCUGCAGUUUAUCAGUACCUAACAAGCAUCGAGAAACGUCCAAUGUCAGAAACUUUGGAUACAGAUUAAAAUCCUAAGAAAUAAAUGUACUUAUGUUGUUCCAA